Messenger RNA from Camelina sativa (false flax), 3723 nucleotides. RefSeq names its product protein HIRA. NCBI's taxonomy places the organism in Eukaryota, Viridiplantae, Streptophyta, Magnoliopsida, Brassicales, Brassicaceae. Gene Ontology annotation, cellular component: nucleus; chromatin; HIR complex. The record is from RefSeq and is a predicted model, not a curated record. Gene Ontology annotation, molecular function: nucleosome binding; protein binding. Gene Ontology annotation, biological process: chromatin remodeling; regulation of DNA-templated transcription; DNA-templated transcription.
AUUCUCUCACUGUCUCACAUAUCAUCAGUUUUAUUAUACACAAACACACAAACACAAGUCUUGUCUUCCAAAUUUUGUCACAUUUAGCCCCAAUUGUUUUAGGUUUUCUACUUUGUCUCUGCUCUAACCACGAAAAAUUAGGGUUUUUUUUUCCUCUCUAAAGAAAAAAAAUUUACCGGAGGAAGAAAGAAAAAAUUAACCUCGAAAUUGACUUCAUUCUCCAGUUCCUAGAGUAUCUUCUUUCUGGGUUUUUGGUUUCGUCCAUGAAUUCGUCUUCUUCGUGUUGUUCAGAACUGUUUUUGCUGAGUCCUUUAGUAAACUUCCCCCGAGCUUUGUUUGUGAUCUCAAUGGGGUUUUUCUAAUUUUCGAUUUUUCUUUAGUUUCGAAUUGAGAAGAGAAGAGAUGAUUGCGGAGAAACCUGUUUGGGUUAAACAUGAAGGGUUACAGAUAUUUUCUAUUGAUGUUCAGCCUAAUGGUGAAAGGUUUGCUACAGGCGGUGGUGACCACAAGGUCCGCAUAUGGAACAUGAAGUCUGUUGACAAGGAUUUGCAAAACAUAGAUACAAAAGAGAGGCUUCUCGCAACUCUUCGUGACCACUUUGGUUCAGUCAAUUGUGUUAGGUGGGCUAAGCACAGUAGGUACGUGGCAUCUGGUUCUGAUGAUCAGGUGAUUCAAAUUCAUGAGAGGAAGCCUGGUUCAGGCACCACUGAGUUUGGUAGUGGAGAAGCCCCCGAUGUUGAGAACUGGAAAGCUGUAAUGACUUUAAGGGGCCACUCUGCCGAUGUGGUGGAUCUUAAUUGGUCUCCAGAUGAUUCGAUGCUUGCUAGUGGGAGUCUGGACAACACAGUUCAUAUAUGGAAUAUGCGCACUGGUAUCUGCACUACUGUUCUCAGGGGUCACUUGAGCUUGGUCAAAGGCGUAACCUGGGAUCCAAUAGGGUCAUUUAUUGCUAGCCAAUCGGAUGACAAAACUGUGAUAAUAUGGCGAACAAGCGACUGGGGCAUGGCUCACAGAACAGAUGGUCACUGGGCAAAAUCGCUUGGAUCCACAUUUUUCAGGCGACUUGGGUGGUCCCCUUGUGGCCACUUCCUUACUACCACUCAUGGGUUUCAGAAGCCGAAGCAUUCUGCUCCUGUGUUAGAAAGAGGGGAAUGGUCUGUAGCAUAUGACUUCUUAGGUCAUAGUGCUCCAAUCAUUGUUGUUAAGUUCAAUAAUUCAAUGUUUAAAAGAACCCCCUCUAGUACCCAGGAUACUAAACGAGUUGGGUGGAGCAAUGGAACAUCAAAGUCAGGGGGGAAAGAUUUGCAGUCAUACAAUGUUAUUGCAAUAGGAAGUCAAGACCGUACUGUAACUGUAUGGACAACUGGAAGUGCGCGUCCUCUUUUCGUCGCGAAGCAUUUCUUUGGGCAAAGUGUUGUGGAUCUAUCAUGGAGUCCUGAUGGAUAUUCACUUUUCGCAUGUUCCUUGGAUGGAACAGUCGCGAUGAUUCACUUUGACCCUAAAGAACUAGGCGUCAGGCUGACCGAUACUGAACUCGAAGAAUUGAAGAAAAGUCGAUAUGGAGAUGUCAGAGGCCGGCAAGCAAACUUAGUUGAGUGCCCAGCCCAGUUAUUACUUGAAACUGCCUUGACAAAGCAAACAGGUACUAAGAGGUCGGCAUCGGAUGUUCAACAAAAUCAGGCAACCGCAAAACCAUCUGCUAGUGUUGAGAGUACUGCAAAGAGGCGUAAAUCGCAAGUCGAUGAUCGGAAUAAGACAGCAGAUGCUACUGGUGACACAUUAAAUAAAGCAUCUAUCUUAAAUAGGGUAUCUAGUCCUGUGAAUCAAAAAGUGUAUAGAAGGCCCGACGGAAGAAAGAGGAUCAUUCCUGAAGCUGUUGGAGUUCCCCAACAGGAGAAUAAUAUCGCGGUUAAUGGGAUUGGGCAAGCUCAAAUUUUUUUGCCUGCUAUCACUGCUGCUCCUGGUACGGGAGAUAAUGGAGAUUUUCCUGUGGAGAUUAGCAAUAGGAAUUCAUCUGUGAAAGAAAUAGUGUGCAGGAAUCCUGAUCUUAAAGAGCGUUCAAGGAUUACAGCUCGUGCUACCAUAACUGAGAGCCUUGUGAUUGAUAAGGUUCCUGGAACCUCUGGUAACGAUGGAGUUUUAAAUGUUGAGCAAUCCGUAGGUAUAAAAGAAUCUUCUAGCACAGAUCUGUUGAUAAGGGUGUUUGAUUGGAAAGAAGGGGAGGCUGCACCACCUGUUUGCUUAGAAGCUUUUCCAAGGGAGCAUGCUUUGGACACUGUUGGUGCAGUAAGUACAUCUAUGGUCAAGGAAACUGAAAUUAUUUGCAAAAAAUCAGGCGAAACUCUUUGGUCUGAUCGGAUUAUGGGGAGAGUCACUGUUUUGGCUGGAAAUCCAAAUUUUUGGGCUGUUGGAUGCGAAGACGGAAGCCUCCAGGUGUACACUAAGUGUGGAAGGCGUGCUAUGCCUACAAUGAUGAUGGGGUCUGCCGCAACAUUUAUUGAUUGCGAUGAUAGCUGGAAAUUGUUGCUUGUGACAAGAAAAGGAUCUCUAUAUGUAUGGGAUCUAUUCAAUAGAAAAUGUGUUCUCCAUGACUCUCUAUCUUCUUUGGUCUCUUCCGAUGUCAAUUUAUCUUCCACAGUAAAAGGAACGAUAAAAGUGAUAUCUGUGAAAUUAUCCAAAUCUGGUUCACCACUUGUUGUUCUAGCCACACGUCAUGCAUUCCUCUUCGACACGAGUUUAUUGUGCUGGCUGAGAGUGGCUGAUGACUGCUUCCCGGCCUCAAAUUUCAGUAGCUCCUGGAAUUUGGGCUCAGCUCCAUGCGGCGAGCUUGCUGGUUUGCAGGUUGAUGUCAGAAAGUACAUGGCUAGAAAGCCAGGGUGGAACAGGAUAACUGAUGACGGAAUGCAAACACGUGCACAUUUGGAAUCUCAACUUGCCUCUUCCCUUGCACUUGAGUCCCCUAAUGAAUACCGUCAGUGUCUCCUCGCCUAUGUGAGGUUUUUAACAAGAGAGGCAGACGAGUCUAGAUUAAGAGAAGUCUGCGAGAGCUUUCUUGGACCUCCAACUGGUAUGGCUGAAGCAGCAUCUUCAGACAAAAACUUGUCUUGGGAUCCUUAUGUUCUGGGGGUGAAGAAGCGUAAACUUUUGAGAAACGAUAUUCUCCCUGCAAUGGCGUCAAACAGAAAAGUGCAGCGUCUACUCAAUGAGUUUAUGGAUCUUUUAUCUGAAUACGAAGACGCAGAAACGGCAGAUCCUGGCGCUAAGGGCUCGACACCUACCAUGAACUGUGGUGGAGUCCCAUCUUCACUGGAUCAAAUAGGCUCUGACCCUCCAGCCAUGACAGCUACUACUCCUAUGACAACAGACAAUGACAAGCCAGUUUCUCUGGUAAAUUCAGCGGCUUUGGAGAUAAGUGUGUCCGAGAAACCGGGUUCUGAAAACGGGGAUAGACAAGACCAGAACUCAAAAGACUCGGGUUCUUGAACUUCUCUUUAUGUUUCUUUUGUAUAUCAAGCUCAGAGAGCUGUGUAAAGGUUCUCAGUUUAGGCGUCUUUUAAGAUUGAUAACAGAGAAAAAUGAUGAGACGUAAGAGAGGAAUGUUCUCAGGUUAGUUAUAGAGUGACCCGGUUUAGUAUCCCAUUAUGAGUGAGAUGGUAUUUGUUUUAGUUUUAUUUUUACUUAUCACAAAAUUAACAAUAUUUUGUAUCAAUCGGUUUUUAUUUA